CAGCCUGGAGGUGUAUGGUUGGAUCCCUGAAAGCGAACCUCAGAAAGACGCAAUUUGUAGGAAAGUUUGAGGGAAUUUCGGUCGAGGUGUAAAGGUCGGAGAGAAUCUCCGGUCCGAGAAAUGAUAACCCGUUCUAAACUGGUGGAACAACUCAGAGACUAUCAGAUCCGAUCGCAGCACAAGUGCUCCGCUCUCGCUAUCUUCUCUCCCAAACCCCAUAUCACUUCCCGGGCUGAUGUUGCUGUGGCUAUCUUGUGGGCCUUACUCUUUAGUGUGCUUCUUGUAUCAUCCUGUAUGACCUUUUACUUCAGAUAUUUCCGUCUUUCUUCCAUCACCGUCUGCCUUGUUAUUCUUCUUCUUAUUCGACUAAGAGCUUCUAAGAAGGCAUUUGCAAGGAAGAAAGAAAGAAGAUUGUUGUUACCUUUGUCCAUGUGAACAUCUAUAGCCAGUGGUGUAAAGGUAGCACAAUAGCUUGGUCAAUUUGUUCUGUUGCUCACUUCUAAGUUCUGAUACAUGUGGAUUUUAUUUAAACUUUAUAUGCUUGGAGUACUGAUCUUGAUCAACAAGAAUUCUCACCAUCCUCCUGAAAUAGAUGGUAUGGUCCCUAUUCCUCCCUCAUAGCCAUACACGAUAGCCAUGAGAAUUUUCUGGACAAUCUCUUUUAUGUGUAAAUAGGUCACAGUUGAAUGAGGUUAGAGGUUUGCUAAUUCAUAAAUUUCCCAUUGGCUUGUACAUUUUAUUCAGUCCAAGGAAUUGUAUAUUGAAGUAUGCUUUAGAUUAAGUUAGUAGAUGCUUGCCAUUUCA
Vitis riparia (riverbank grape) is the source of this 804-nucleotide messenger RNA. RefSeq lists its product as uncharacterized. The record is from RefSeq and is a predicted model, not a curated record. The transcript has 2 exons. The coding region runs from base 121 to 435 and encodes 104 amino acids. NCBI's taxonomy places the organism in Eukaryota, Viridiplantae, Streptophyta, Magnoliopsida, Vitales, Vitaceae.